Molecule: messenger RNA, 2310 nt
Organism: Somion occarium
Lineage: Eukaryota; Fungi; Basidiomycota; Agaricomycetes; Polyporales; Cerrenaceae
Source: the annotation of a GenBank genome assembly
UCAUACCUCUAUGUUGAAUCCCCGUCAAGUCCUAAUCCACCUUCACAAAAGGAAUGACGAAAAUGAUGAAGAGUUGCAACGCAACGCGCGGUGACUAUAUCCGAGGAGGCAGACUGGCCAGUACGCUGUCCGUCGUAAACGCACGUUUGCUAGCACAAUAAUGCUCAACAAGGUGAGACUUCGCUGAUCUGUCAAUAUAAUCCGUGGUUACUGUCGCUAUCGGAAGAGGCAUGGCUGAGUCGUGGGCUCUUAUGAUGACAUUGACUGGCACGAAGGACAAAAGGUCAAAGAUCAAACAGGGUCAAAGCUACGCGAACUAUCUGCACGUGGGCCCAGGCCAAAGAUUUUUGUCUUGUGCCACCAUUCCCGGCCUCAAAAGCUUUCUCUUGACCCUUUACUACCACUGUACUUUUCCCCCAUGCUUGCUGUAUCCCCUGUAGAGCCACCGUGCAAGACACCGCCUCCUCAGAAACGCAAGGCCGAAACAACGUCGUACACCUCGGCAAAGAAGCUCACGAAGAAGAUACGAAUGAGUCCCCUACAGGUGCAGAAGGCAGCGCUUCAUGCGGAAAUGACGCGAAUUAUAGCGUUGGGGAGUACAAUCGGCAAAGCUGGCAUCCUGCAGCUCCUUACCGAGAAGUACCGCGGGUUCAAUGCAGGCCGUGGACCGUGUCGUCUCCCGCGAGAUGUACUCUCGAAGAUCUUCACCUUUUAUGUCGAUGCCACUAGGGGCCUUCCCAGGAAAGUCAAUUCACCUCCGAUGGAGUACUCUUGGAUGGCCGUUUCUCAAGUCUGCCACCUUUGGCGAAUUGCCGCUCUUAAAACUCCUGCGAUCUGGACGAAUAUCUCUAUACCACCUGCUAAUGAUAUACUAGUGAAUGAACAGCUUGACCGGUCCGAGGACGCGUCUUUACGCAUUGAGAUAGCACUCUCGCCCAAAACAAUCACAUCUUGGGUCGCAAUUCUCUGCGCGCGAUGGCGAUGGCGCGAAAUGACUCUCGAUCUUACUCUCUGCCCACCGAUCACUUCUCCCCUUGCUGGAUGGAAACAUUGCGGCGUUCAAGUGUUGACGCUCAGAAGUCGCCAGAUGCAGCCCUUGCCCAUCGUCAUGGAUAUGCAGGAAGGCGAUAUUGCUCAUCUACAUACCCUCUCGAUCAUGAACCUUCGUGUUCCAUGCACUCAUCCCAUGUUCCGCUCAUCACUGACUACGCUCAAGAUCACCUGCUCGACGUACGGCCACUUGAGUACCACCCCACUUGAAGACAUGAUUUCUGAACUAGGACGCAUGCCUAAUCUGGAGCAUCUCUCCAUCGAGAAGUUGAUUGGGAUACCGGAAGACCUUCUAGGACAAACUGUUGCUGAACUGAGCCGACUGUCAACAUUCUACAUCCUCGACACACCGACGGGCAUCAUCGGUCUAUUGGAUCAUAUGACAUUCCCUUCCACAACGGUGGUUCGACUCAUGCUGGAUCUCAGUGAGCUUUGUGACGAGGAACCCUCUAAGUUGGGCCAGGCAAUUGUCUCGCGAUUGAACGUUAUCCGGUCACAACAAGAGCCUGAGGCAGGCCCUGUCUGUUUUCCUAGUGCUCAGUUGCAACAGUUCAAUGCCUCAAUAUCCGACAUAACUAUUUCUCUCCACGCAUACGCUGUGCCUUCAUCCUUAUACCCUUUCUCGCUCCAAAUUCCUAUCUUCACGAUUGGUAUCCAGGGAACACGACCCGUUCUGCGUGAAACAGGGCAGAGUGGAGGAUUCGCAGACUUCAUCACGCAAUUCCCUCUUUCGUCGAUUCGGACAUUCCAGAUGUCCGUUCCUCUCUGGAAGGACGGUUCCGCUAUGGUCUGGAUACCUAUGUUACAACGCAUGGACAAGUUGGACAAAUUGAUCGUCUUCGGAACCGAAUGCGUUGGGUCAUUUCCGGGUAUUCUCAGCUGUUGGAAAAUGAAUUCCCCCUCCUACCAGAUAGAGGGCCAUGAGGAUAUACAUCCUUUCCAAGGUCUUCGCAAACUCCAAUUCAUGCAAGCAACAGUUACGACGUCUACCCUGGAAUCGCUAGAAAGUGCAUUUCGAUCACUGCAGUACUAUCCCCUUCGCAUGAAAAGAUUUAUCCUAGAAGGAUGUGAAUUCGAGGAUGAAAACUACGCUGGUCUCGUUCCUGCCAUUGAAGCCAUAAAAGAGGCAUGUGGUGUUGACGAGCAUGAUAUACGGACGAGAGAAGGUUAUAAUCUUUACGUCUUUACCUUCAACACCCCGUGAGGAUCCUUUCUGUACCGUAUUUAUGUUAUCCAAAUAUAGCCGUAUUCAAUUCUCGU